CACAGCCACACAAAAAGUUAUAAAAGUGUCCUCUCACUGAUCCGAGUGCUGUUCGGCCUAUACUGCAUUCAGAUCAAGUGGCGAAUAUUCAAACUCCGACACGACAAGACAUGAUGACACCUAUCAACCCCGACUCUCGGUCCUUGCCUGAUGGUUGGAUUCAGCAGUUCGAUGAGAAUCACAAGGCUUGGUUCUACGUGAACAAAAACUCUCCUGGUGGACCAAAGUCUCAAUGGACGCAUCCCGCGGAUGAUGCCCCUGUCUACGCUCCGCCCCCAGGACCACCACCUCCUAAGAAUACCACACCACUUCCUCAGCCUCAAUUCCAGCAGUCAGUUUCUCCCAUCGACCAGAAACGUGGAGAAGCUUCAUCUUUCUAUAACAAUAACAAUGGGUCAUCAUCUUCGACCCCUCAGCCGCCUUAUCAAUCUACGUCUCCCGCUCCUCAACCUGAAAAGAGGGGAUUAGGAGGGUUCUUGAGUAAAUUAGGUGGGAAAUCCAAUAUGCAACCUCAACCGCAAUACGGAGGAUACAAUCAACAGCCUUACGGGGGUUAUCAGCAAGGUUAUGCGCGUCCGCCAUAUGGUGGAUACCCACAACAAGGAUAUGGUCCUCCUCCCCCUGGUCAGUACUAUGGGCAACAGCAGCAAUAUCAGCAGGCUCCCGCUAGAUCGGGAGGACUGGGGACGGGUGGUGCUCUUGCUUUGGGUGCCGGUGGCGGUCUUCUUGGUGGACUCCUCAUUGGAGAAGCUCUUGACAAUAGCCAGGAAGAUGCGUAUCAGGAUGGGUAUCAAGAUGGUGCGGAUAAUGAUUAUGGUGGUGGUGGUGGUGGUGGUGGCGACGACUUUGGUGGGGGCGACUUUUGAGAGACACCAAAACCAUUGUUUGCUCGAUUCAGCGGUUGUUGGCUCUGGACGAGUGUGAAGCGUAUCUUGACGAGUGUGAACAUGCUUUGAUCCACCUACUUGGAAUAGACAUGCCCUUUGAGAAGUUCGUAGAUGAUGUAAAUUACUCUACAGUAGAG
Molecule: messenger RNA, 1024 nt
Organism: Tremella mesenterica DSM 1558
Lineage: Eukaryota; Fungi; Basidiomycota; Tremellomycetes; Tremellales; Tremellaceae
Exons: 5
Coding region: 111-866 (251 amino acids)
Molecular function (GO): protein binding
Source: RefSeq, a predicted model, not a curated record